AUGAAGCGGCAUCACCAAUCAAGGUCCGAGGAGUCAUACCCCCGCCCCUUCAGUCGGCUUCUCCUUUUGCUUUUGGCAUCAUCAACCCUCACAUCGGCGCAAAAGACGACAGCUGGACCCGCGGCCACAGUAUCACUUUACAAGCAGACCGACUACUCGACAGCGCGCUCCUGUGCCGUAGGCUGCCUUGUCUACAAUGGCAUCUACCACUGCGGCGUGCACGCGGGCUACCAGGACCUGGGAAUCGGGCUGGGCUGCGGCUGCGGCCCGGUCAAUGGCUGCUACUGCAACACCAAGGUCGCGGCCGAGGCGAGUUCUUACGUGAGCUCGUGCGUCAGCUCCAGGUGCGCGGCCAACGUCGCCGACUGGAAGACCGAGGUCGGCAGCAUGAUGAACAUGUACGGGACGUACUGCGCCACGGCGAACGUGGAGCCCACGGCCAACGCAGCAAACGCGCCAAACCCGGCGGGGGUCACGGGCAAGGCCGCAUCGGGGACUUCGCAAACCAGCGCGGGCGGGGGAAGCAGGACAGGGGCUGGGCUUCCCGUCGAGACGGGUGAUUCGGGCGGGGGACAGCAGCAGCAGGGUAGCGGUGGUGGAGACUCGGCGAGUAAAGGCGGCCUGAGCCAGUCAGACGUCAUCGCUCUGGCGGCCAGUUUGGGCGUCGGGGUGCCUAGUUUGAUGAUUGCGGCCGCAACCCUGUGGCUGCAGAUGAAGAAGAAGAAAAGCAAAGCCCAGGCUGCGGAGACGGCUGCAAAACCCCCCUCUGUGCAGGGUGGGACGUCCCCUUAG
Molecule: messenger RNA, 792 nt
Organism: Pyricularia oryzae 70-15
Lineage: Eukaryota; Fungi; Ascomycota; Sordariomycetes; Magnaporthales; Pyriculariaceae
Exons: 1
Coding region: 1-792 (263 amino acids)
Source: RefSeq, a predicted model, not a curated record